Messenger RNA from Xenopus laevis (African clawed frog), 2030 nucleotides. Its product is annotated as histo-blood group ABO system transferase 2-like. The transcript has 5 exons. Lineage: Eukaryota; Metazoa; Chordata; Amphibia; Anura; Pipidae. The record is from RefSeq and is a predicted model, not a curated record. Bases 587 to 1615 code for a protein of 342 amino acids.
AUUUCCAGAGGAAAAUUAUACAAAAAAAAAAACAGAAGAAAAGUAUUUUUUCACAGAAAGCACUGUGAUAACUCCAUAUAACAAAAAUAAACAGGGUACUUUGCAACUACCCCUUUCCAGGCAGCUACCCUCUGCACUCAGACUGCUUGCUCUGAGAUCAGGAGUUCUACUAAACAGCAUUUUGUAUGUUCUUUAAGUAGGUAAGUCUGCCUUUCCCAGCAGCCCAUGCUCUUAAAGACACAUUCAGCUACAACAAAGUUGAAAUUAUUAACAAAAUAAUACCUUCAUAUACAUUUUGCUUCCUAUCUCCCCAUAAUAGGAGCUUACAAUCUUAUUAUUCACAAAACAAACACAGGCAAAACCCCAUUAUCAGCAUAUAAGAAAAACACAUUUUGCUUACAUGUGACCUGCUGCAGCUUUUACCAAUUGGUAAUUAAGCUCAGUGCUUGCAUCCUGCAAACACCCAGUGCUUAGGUUUUGCUCCCAUUAUACCAAAUGGGAACAGACACACUUGGAUCCUGUUCUUUGAUACGCUUCUCCAGUUCUGCUCUGCACCUUGGAACUAAAACCUACUGCCACAAAAACCAUGACAGCCAAACAGUGGAUAGUGGGAUUCCUGAUCGUCUCAAUGAUAUUCCUGCUUCUGUUCUUUGUUAUUAGAAUGCAGAAAACACAGGUUGUGUUUCAGGAGAAACAAGUAGAAGACACAAAAAAUGAUGAUUUGAAUGACCUAGAAAAUUUAAAAAUGGAAAUAAUACAAUGCGAAAGGAAACUUCUGCUGCGUCGCCCAGAUAUAAGACAGAAAGCUGCUCUCAAAGUCCUCACUCCCUGGCUCGCACCUAUUAUAUGGGAUGGGACAUAUGACCUUCGGAUUUUAAACAACCAGUUAAAAGGCAAAAGGAUUGGACUGUUUGUGUUUGCAGUGAAAAAGUAUAUUCGAUUUCUCCUUCCAUUUUUGGAAUCGGCAGAACAACAUUUUAUGGUUGGGUACAAUGUAACAUAUUAUGCAUUCACUGACAACACUGCAGCAGUACCGAAAAUAAGUUUGGGUGCUGGACGCAUUUUGAACCUACUGGAGGUUGAAGCUGAUAAACGCUGGCAGGAUAUUUCGAUGAAGCGUAUGCAGAUCCUGGUUAACUUGACCCAUGAUCGGCUGCCAAAGGAGGUGGACUACUUGGUGUGUGCUGAUGUGGAUAUGGUAUUUAAUGACCAUGUAGGAGUAGAGAUAUUAGGGGAUCUAGUGGCCACUAUACACCCUGGACUAUUUCUUGCUCAACGUGAUGAGUUUACUUAUGAUCGGAACCCAGAAUCAGCAGCCUAUAUACCAUAUGGAGAAGGAGAUUUCUACUACAUGGCUGCUUUCUAUGGGGGGACAGUAGAAGAGAUUAAUAAACUUAGCACAUUUUGUCACAAAGGCAUUGUUGCUGACAAGAAAAAGAACAUUGAAGCUGUGUGGCAAGAAGAAUCUCAUUUCAAUAAGUAUCUUUUUUAUAAUAAACCCACUAAAGUCCUAUCUCCUGAAUAUAUCUGGGAUACUAACUUACCUAAUGGUGACCUGGUGAAAAAGAGGAGAUUCCUCGCUGUGCAUAAGAAUCACGAAGAAGUCAGGAACUAAGGCCCAUAGCGGUGGCAGUGAAAAAGACUAAAAUUGCCUGUCCAGAGACCCACAUUUUUACCAACUCUGACUCACAACUCUACCUGCAACCCAACAUGCUGCCCACCAUAAAACUGUUGAUUUUAGCACAGAAGUGUAGUUUUGUUGAAUAAAAAAAAAAAUGCCCUCGGUAGUGCAAUCGCAGUCAUUAUUUAAGUGUUUUACCUGCAUUUUUAGGCCAGUCUGUUAUUGCACUUGGAACCAGUGCUUGCCAAUCUUUAACCCUUUUGGUGCCAGCCGAUUUGGUACUUUUAUUGCCAGACCAUUUUUUUUUUAACUUUGUAUUUAUUAAAGCUUGACCGAAAAAAGACAUACAAUGGAAUGUAUUUCUCACAUGUAAACAUAUAGUUAUGAAUAAAGAACUUCUUGACAUACA